Molecule: messenger RNA, 2463 nt
Organism: Trichogramma pretiosum
Lineage: Eukaryota; Metazoa; Arthropoda; Insecta; Hymenoptera; Trichogrammatidae
Product: ankyrin-1-like
Exons: 1
Coding region: 1-2463 (820 amino acids)
Cellular component (GO): nucleus; cytoplasm
Molecular function (GO): protein binding
Source: RefSeq, a predicted model, not a curated record
AUGUCGGCAGGCGAUAAUUUCGAUCGCAGCAUCGACCUCGGCCACUGCCGCUACACCUACGAGAGAUUGGGCCUCACUCCGUUCCACGAGGUCUGCAUGUCGGGCUGCCUGGGGGCGGUCGAGCGAUUCCUCGAGCUCGGCCAGGAUCCCAACUGCCGCGAGCAGAUCGCCGCGGGCCGCGUCGUCGAUCCGCCGCUGCACAUGGCUCUGAGGCAGCUGUCCAACCGUGAGCUGGUCCGGACGCUGCUGAGGGCGGGCGCCGACCCAAACUUGGCCAACCACGAGGGACGGACGGCGCUGCACGUCGUCUGUCAGCGUCACAACCUCGCCUUCGAGAUGGCCGAGUUACUCUUCGAGACUUGCGACGAGGAGGCGUGCCUGCGGGUGCGGGUGCGAGCUGUCGACGCGCGUGACAAGUCGGGCUGGACGCCGCUGCAAUUGGCACUGAGCGUCAAGGACUGGAGGCUGGCCGAAUUGCUGCUGAGCAGAGGUGCCAAUCCGACGUUGGCCGACCCGCGAGGACGUACGUCUCUGCAGCUCGUCUGCGAGGCUUACUCGGCCGACGAAGGAUCGGCAACGAUCGAGGCCCUGAGCCGCCUCGAGGAACUGGCCCGAUCGAUGCUGUCCAAUCCCAAGUUGGCCAACGAGAAGGGUAGGACAGCUCUGCACCUCGUAGCCGAGGAAGACCAUACUCGAGCUACCAUCGAGUUCUGGUGUAACAAGGUAUUGGCCGGGAUCGAUCGUCGCGAUCCCGAGUGGAUCGACGCCCGCGACGAGUCGGGCAACGCGCCGCUGCAUCUGGCCUGCGACGCUGCGACCAACCACAGCUGCCACCAGCUCGGCACGAGGAUGAUCCAGUGGCUGCUGGAGGCGGGCGCCGAUCCGAAUCCGAUCGACUGCGACGGCGUGACACCUCUGCACAUCGUCGCCGUGUGCGAGCACGCGCUCGGGCCCGAUGGGAACGCGAUCUUGGCGGAGCUGCUGUUCGACCUGUGCGAGCGCAGCAGGGGCCAGCGCAGGCGGCUGCUGGUCGACGCACAGGACGAUCACGGCGCCACGGCGCUGCACUUGGCCGCGCGGCGAGGCGAUCGCGCGUUGACCCGGCUGCUGCUGAGACGGGGCGGCGCCGAUCCGAACCUGGCCAACGCCGAGGGAUCGACUGCUCUGCACGAGGCGGCGAGGGCGGACGACCACUCGUACCUGCCGGAUUUCCUCCUGGAGGCUCGCGGCGGCGACUCGGAGUUCGCUGGCACGGUUCUGGACGUCAACGCCCAGGACAAGGACGGCGACACGGCUCUGCACUUGUCGCUGAGACUGAGAGAGUGCCCGGUGAGGGCCCGGCUGGCGUUGCGCGCGCUGCUGACGCUGGGCGCCGAUCCGAGCCUGACCGACGACGAAGGUCUGACCGCGCUGCACUUGCUGGGCUGGGGGAGUUUCGGCGCGGGCCCGAUCAGCGAGUUCUUCGCCGUCUGCGACGAGUUGGGCUGGCGCGUCCAGGUGGACGCCCGCGACCACCGGGGCAACACACCGCUGCACCUGGCUCUGGACAACGUCAAUGUCGCGGAGGUCGAGGUACUACUGAGACGCGGCGCCGAUCCCAACUCGGCCAAUGCGGAGGGAUCGACUCCUUUGCACGUCAUCUGCGGGGGACACGAGCUAAACCGCACCUCGAGUACGAACCUGGUGAGUGCCUUCUUCCGAAUGAACGACGAAUCUGGCAGGCAUCGGAUACCGAUCGACGCGCGAGACAAUCGGGGUCGAACGCCUCUUCAGGGGGCCGCGAUGAGUCUCGCGCCCAAUAAUUUCGAGGUACUCUUGGAUCGUGGUGUAGCCGAUCUCGCGAGCUUCGUUUUCCCCACCGAGGCGCAAUUCGACGAGCACUGUGGACACUUGGUAAACGAAUGCAUCGAGUUUAAGUUGAUGCUGGCGAUCGGCGCUAUGACUCUGGUCGAGUGCCUGGAAAAAAGGGGAUACGAGCUGGAGCGCGGCGACGCCAUGGCGAUCAUGAGAGUCAUCGAUAAGCUCGGAGUGCUGCGGCUACGAGUGAACGACCCCACGUUUGCCUCGAUGCUCGACCAGGACAUCGACGUCGCGAAAAAUACGAUGGUAAAAGACGACGACGGCUCGGAUUCCACGACGCUCCACGAUCUGAUGCGGAUGCAACCCGGAGAGGCGGCGAGACGAUUCUCGCGCUGGGACUGUUACGAGUUCGUGCGCUCCGCAAAACUGUGGAGACUCGAUCGCGAGCCCAGACUGGCCUGUCACUCGCUUCUGUUCGAGAUAACGUCGAGGCGAUUUUUCAAGAGCUGGGCCCUGGAUCCCUUCAUGCAGCUGACUCACUGUCGGCUGCCGAUUCUCUGCGCCGACAUGAUCUGCGACAAUCUGAACAACGAGGAUUUGUUCAAUAUUUGCUUGGCGGUGGAGGGUCAAGGACGGCCUAGCGAUGUCGAACGGAAUGAUUAG